This is a messenger RNA of Pelobates fuscus (common spadefoot toad), 1136 nucleotides long. RefSeq names its product zygote arrest 1 like (gene ZAR1L). The record is from RefSeq and is a predicted model, not a curated record. Gene Ontology annotation, cellular component: cytoplasm. The coding region runs from base 16 to 951 and encodes 311 amino acids. Gene Ontology annotation, biological process: translation. The transcript has 4 exons. NCBI's taxonomy places the organism in Eukaryota, Metazoa, Chordata, Amphibia, Anura, Pelobatidae.
UAGACAGCACCCAGCAUGGCGGGCUAUGUGUACACCCCAUAUAAUGCCUACCAGGGGUAUGGGGCAGGAUUCGGUCAGGCCCAUCACGGCCCCGGCUUACAGCCCCCAGCCAAGUUUAAGCAGGCGGGCUGGAAAUCAGGAAAGUCCUUGGACCCAGCCGACUACCUGGAUAACUUCCAGCGGGCCCAGCUAAAGGCCAUCCUGUCCCAGGUGAACCCCAACCUCACCCCGCGGCUCCGCAAGGCCAACACCAAGGAGGUGGGGGUGCAGGUGAACCCGCGGGUAGAGACCGGGGUGCAGUGCUCCCUGGGGCCCCGCACCCUCCGCCGGCCUGCCCCCCCUCUCAGCCCAGUCAGGGCUCCCCUGCACUUUACACGCCCCGUGGCAGUCUACUCCCCGGUGUUAGACCGCAGGGUGUUCCCGGCUCCUCCUGGAGGCCGACCAGCCAGGAAGGAGCCUCCACCUCCAGGGAACGCCAAGCCAGGCCAGCCCCCGGCUCCACACCCAGGCAAGGCCCCGGACAAAGAGCCUGAGCCAGCCAGGCCCCAGGAGCAGACACCAAGUGGGAGCCAGGAGACCGGCAAGGUGGAAAUCCUGGACAAAGAGAACCGGGAGGAGCAGAAACAGUCCACCUUCCAGUUCCUUGAACAAAAAUAUGGCUACUUUCACUGCAAGGAAUGCAAGACUCGAUGGGAGAGCGCCUAUGUUUGGUGUGUCUCAGGAAGUAACAAAGUUUAUUUUAAACAACUUUGCCGCAAAUGCCAAAAAGGAUUCAAUCCAUACAGAGUUGAAGAAAUUCAAUGCCAGGUAUGUUCAAAAACACGUUGCUCUUGUCCACAAAAGAAAAGGCAUAUAGAUCUCAAAAGACCUCAUCGACAAGAACUGUGUGGCCGAUGCAAAAACAAGAGACUCUCGUGUGACAACACCUAUAGCUUCAAAUAUAUUGUUUGAAGUGGUGUAUCUCUGUAGAAUCAUGACUUGGCAUAGACUCAUGGCUUUGGACCUGGCAUUGUAGACCGGAUUAAGGAUUUCUGUAUCUGUUGUAAAAUGGCAACACUUUGUAUACACUGUAAAUAAAGCUAUUUAAAAAUAAAAACUUAAAGUAAAUUAACCUAUGGAAACUACUGCAAGCAAUA